Messenger RNA from Aspergillus udagawae, 378 nucleotides. Its product is annotated as RidA family protein. Gene Ontology annotation, cellular component: cytosol; mitochondrion. Bases 1 to 378 code for a protein of 125 amino acids. The transcript has 4 exons. Lineage: Eukaryota; Fungi; Ascomycota; Eurotiomycetes; Eurotiales; Aspergillaceae. Gene Ontology annotation, molecular function: deaminase activity. The record is from RefSeq and is a predicted model, not a curated record.
AUGUCUGGCAUGACUCCCGUCUUCACAAAGGAUGCCUGCCCUCCUGCCGGUCCCUACUCCCAAGCUAUCCGUGCCAACGGGCAGCUCUUCAUCUCCGGCCAGAUCCCCGCUGACGCUAGCGGCAACCUCGUCGAGGGCAACAUCGGCGAAAAGACACAGGCCUGCUGCAACAACAUCAAGGCCAUUCUGGACGCUGCCGGAUCCAGCGUCGACAAGAUCGUCAAGGUCAAUGUCUUUCUCACUAAUAUGGCCGACUUCGCCGAGAUGAACGCUACUUAUGAGAAGUUCUUCACCCACAAGCCUGCUCGUAGCUGUGUUGCUGUUGCUCAACUGCCCAAGGGGGUGCCGGUCGAGAUUGAGUGCAUUGCUCUGCAGUAA